Molecule: messenger RNA, 1770 nt
Organism: Cotesia glomerata
Lineage: Eukaryota; Metazoa; Arthropoda; Insecta; Hymenoptera; Braconidae
Exons: 1
Coding region: 1-1770 (589 amino acids)
Source: RefSeq, a predicted model, not a curated record
AUGUUGAGAAUCCGUUGCAGCAGGAUUCUAUUCGCUACUGACAUCACCAAGAUGUUCAGACAGAUUAAGGUCGACUCGCUUGAUUGGCCGCUUCAGUGCAUUCUCUGGAUAGAUGAGAAUGACUUAAUAGACGCUUACUGUCUCAAGACAGUCACAUACGGAACCGCUAGUGCACCUUUUGACGCUGUACGUGUGCUUAUCCAACUAGUAAAGGAUGAAGGACACCGCUUUCCGCUAGCUGUUGCUCCAAUGUUGAAAACACGCUACGUAGAUGAUAUCUACGGUGGAGCAGACAACGAAGAAGACGCUAUCAAGGCUGCAGUACAAACAAAAGCUCUGUGUGCAGCAGGCUGCUUCCCGCUUGCCAAAUGGGCUAGCAAUAGCCCACGGUUACUCGCUGAAGUCGCUCCAGAAAAGCAGCUGGAUACACCGCUUAAAGAAAUCAGUGAUGCACCAGUAAAAGUCCUGGGCAUGUACUGGAAUUCACGCACUGACGCUCUCCAGUUCAAGUACACGCUACCGCCAGAUACGCCUAAGACAAAGAGAGCUAUUUUGUCUGAAAUCGCUAAACUGUAUGAUCCGCUAGGACUUCUCGCACCAAUAGUCGUCAAAGCCAAGAUCUUUAUGCAAGAUCUGUGGCUAGAUAGAGUGUCAUGGGAUAGACAAUUGUCACCAUCACUCAUUCACAAAUGGACUGGAUACCGCGAGGAUCUUCGAAACAUCGAAUCCAUCCGCAUUCCACGCUGGAAUAAUAUAGCACCUGGAGCAACUAUGGAAUUGCACGGGUUCUCAGACGCUUCGCAAAACGCUAUGGCUGCCGCUGUUUAUUUGAGAGUCACUGACGCUGAUGGAAACACAAAGGUCUCACUUUUGUGUUCAAAAACGCAAGUAGCACCGCUGAAGACCAUGACAAUCCCACGCUUUGAAUUAUCUGCCGCAUGGUUGCUAACACAACUGAUACUUCAUGUUAAAGAAGUUCAGUCGCUUGAAAAUGUCAGGAUCAAUCUCUGGACUGACUCCGCCGUGACUCUCGCAUGGAUUAAAAGUCCAGCAAUCCGCUGGAAGACAUUCGUCCGCAAUAGAGUGGGAAAAAUCCAAGAAACGCUUCGAGAUGUCUCCUGGAAAUUUAUUCCAGGAAAACAAAACCCCGCUGACUGCGCUUCAAGAGGUAUACCUACGCUAAAACUGAAACAACACGCUCUCUGGUGGCAUGGACCAACUUGGCUUCAUGAACCAGAAUCCUCUUGGCCCACUCUGGAGCCUCCAACCGACAACGCAACGCAUCGAGAAGAACGCCAAGGUCUGACACUAGUAACUUGGAAAGCAGAAAAUUGCCUGCUCCAACAAUUACUGUCGCAUUACACGCAGCUGUUUCCACUGCUACGGAAGCUUAGCAUCUGGCAUCGUGCCAUCGACCGCUUUAAAAGAGUUCCACAAUCUUCGCUGGCCUACCCGCUUACUCCAUCAGACCUGGAGCGCGCUAAAUUGACCUUGAUUAAGUUCACUCAAGGACAAUACUUCGCUAGAGAGAUUCACACGCUACAAGAUGGUGAUGGUCUGCCUAAAAAUAACAGCAUCACUAAGCUGACUCCGUUCAUCGACCAUCAGGGGGUCCUGAGAGUCGGUGGCCGCUUGAAAAACGCAUUGCUGGACCCAGAAGAGGGGCAUCCAGCGAUUCUACCGCGACAAUCACCGCUUACAUCAAUUUUGAUUGAUGAUUCGCACCGCAAAACGCUUCACGGAGGUACUCAGCUUACGCUCGCUGACUAA